Physcomitrium patens is the source of this 4537-nucleotide messenger RNA. Lineage: Eukaryota; Viridiplantae; Streptophyta; Bryopsida; Funariales; Funariaceae. The record is from RefSeq and is a predicted model, not a curated record.
CGACUGUAGUAUGAUAUCUUUACGUGAGGGUUUUGUCAUGGUCUCUGGGUGUCGGGGCGGAAUCCUCCCCUACGAUGCAGCGUGCAUUCAACUGAUUGGAUGUUUCCAUGUUCUGGAAUAGCUGCGGUUCGAUUUGCGAAUUCGUACUUGGUUGCGAUGAAUGUAGGUUCUGUAGUGCGCAAGAGUGGAGAUUAGAAUGUGAAGCUGGUUGUUUACUGUACCCAGAAAAAUGACCUCAACUCAUGAUUAUGAGGGCAAAGUCGGUGCCACACUGUGUAUUCGGAUGCGUCAACCAUUUGUGAGCGGCCUUGAUGAAUAAUCUUAACAAUCACUCGUGUGUUUGACAAAGGAUCCUUCGAUCAAUGAAAAACUCGACGCACACAGCCCAGAGUAGAUUACAAAGCUUUGCUGUUCUUGGUCUAGGAGAAUGGAAAGCAACCUCAUGCGAUGAGCCACCGCACCCAUGAGAUCAGUUUCUCAUGAUUCUUUAGAUAAUAAAGAGCUAUUCAGUUGAGCUUUUUCUGUAAGAGUGUUAAUGUUACGUCCUGGGUUGGGACUAGUGUCCCUCCAAGGCACAGCACAAUCAUCAUCUCCUGGUCCAUCGCGGACCUUGGUGUCAAACCCAAGUCAAUCUGGGCCUCCAUUUGCCAUGCACGGAAGAGGGGGUUCUCCUGGUCCUUUCCCUGAACACUUGCAACAUUUUUCUGGACAGUAUCCUGGUUAUCCCGGCCCUCAACGUGGAGCUGGACCACCGCCUUCCCAUCAUGCGGGAGACGCACCAACUGAUCGCAUGCCCUCAUCAACACCAAUAGUUGCAGAAUGGCGAGCUGUGGAAGAGCCGCCAUUGGCGCCACAAGAUUCGGAUAUGUUGAAGAACAUCGAUAUCUUAUCGGGUUUUGUGGUGAAGAAUGGACCCCAAUUCGAGGAUAUGGCGCGCCACAAGCAGGCUGAUGAUCCCAAGUUUGCUUUCCUCUUUGGAGGUGUACCAGGCUCAGAGGCUGCAAUUGGGAAGGCUUACUAUGAGUGGAAAAAAAGAUCUUUGAUAGCCGCAGCCAACUUACCUGCAGAUCCUUUUGUUCAGCCUCGAUCAAAUAAUGAACCAGAAGUAUUUCCUCCUAGUCCUCUUCCUGACACUCCUCAUUCUCCUCACGGAUCUGACAUGGAUAUGGAAGAUGAUUUUGAGAAACCUUCGCAAUCAACAGAAAUCAGAUGUGAGCAAGUUCAAGAACCAGUAUCUAGUCUACCUGCAAAGAAGGAACCAGUAUUAUCAUCCAAGAUGGAGACCAAUGCUAAACCACAAGGUGCACAGAAUCCUAGGGUACCCAUCCCCCUAACUGUGACUUAUCAGAGCAGUUCUACCACAGCUUCUGUAGCUCCUCCCCAAGUGUCUUCUUCGGUGGGAGUCUCUAGCAGACCCCAGUCAAACAGUGCCCGCGAUGAUUUACCAAAAAGGAAAGAUACGAGGCGUCGGACGGGAUUUGACAGAUCUUGCAUGGAAGAUGUGACCCCAGUAUCCAGUCCUCCUGUGCAAGCAAAGUCGCAAGAAUUAGAAGCAGCUGGUCAAGGACAUGGAAGUAGAAGCUCUUCUCGUGUCUCUCGCUGGGGCCCCCAAGAUCGAUCUCUUGGGUAUGAUUCGUCACGAAAGGUCUCCCCUUCAGUUGACGCAUCAAACAAGAAUUCUGACCAAGGUUCUGAAAUACCACACGUAAAUGUUGUUGAUAGGUCAGGAGUGGAGGACAGGUUGGAAGCUGUUACUCCUCCAAGGGAUAAUGAUAGUGAGCAUAAAAGGGAAGGUGAUAAGAAUUCUCAAUUGGAGGAUGCAUCAACCAAAUCGGAGGACAGGAAAACAACUGAAUAUUCAACGAUGCCAGACAGAGAUCAGCCCAAGGAUUCUUCAUUGAGGUUAGAGAACAGGAAAAUGAGGGUCUCAGAUGAUAGGAAAUCCAGGGACUCUACAACGUUGGAGGAGUCAAGAAUCCAGGAUGAGCCUCCCAGAGCAUCGAAACAACAAAAAGGUGUUUCUGAACUGGACCCUGGUAAUAAAGGACCAACGGUUGAUGAGUUUGGUAGGUUUAUACGGCCCGGGGGAAGCGAAAGUGAUGCUGAGGACUCACAUUACGAUAGGAAAAGAAGGCAUGCCAGUAGAAGUCGGAGCAGGUCCCCACCAGAUAAUCGGAGACGACGUCGGAGUCGGAGUAGUUCUCCUCGACGGCACAGUAGGCGGAGUCAUUCACGCAGCCGCUCACCAAGACGGAGACGGAGCUGGAGUAAGUCACCUGGCCGGGAAACGCGUCGCGGAGGUGACAGUGCAAGAGGUCGGGAACGGGGAAACCAAGAUCGCAAUGAUCGCGGUGGAAGGAGAGGUGGAAGGGGUGACCGCGGUGGAGGUCCUCCUGUAUGUCUUGAUUUCGCCAGAGGGCGUUGCAAAAGAGGCAAUGUUUGUCGAUUUGCGCAUACAGAAUCUACCAAUGAUCCUAGUACUGAAGGGCGAUAUGAUAGGGGUGGAGGUCGUGGAGGACGAGGGAGUAGACUAGACGAUCGCCAGGAAAGUCACGACAGCGGUCGGAGCCAUGGUGGUGGCAGUAGCAGGUCUGGCUGGAAUGAACAAAAUCCACGUGGACGCAGAGGGUGGGAGCCUACUGAUCAGAAAGAGAAAUGUUACAAUAAAGAAUUGCGUAAAUCCAUGGAGGAUUUUGCACGAGAACAACCUGAAACCUCGCCAGUAAGUGACUAUGGGGAUGAGGCUAAACUAAGUGAAAGAAGGAAUAAUGAGAGGUCCAAAGACAGGUCCUACCAAGACGCAAAUGCCACAAAUAGCGUGGAAUCAGGUAGUUUUGCAGUUGAAACUCAUGCACCAUUUUCUGGAGGCCCUGAUGGCUUGCCCUCUUUGGCUCAGCUUCCGCCACCCCCACCGCUACCGCAUCAUUCCCAAGGGUUUUCGUCAUCUUCCGUACCUCCACAGCAAUCCUACAUGGGCUAUCUUCCUUCUCAGUCUGGGUUCAACUUGCCACCCCCUCCUCCACCUCCUCUGAUGAACCAAAGUGAGAAUCUAUCGAUGCCUCAACCAUCUUAUGGAAAUAGUGGAGCACCGCAACCAGCUCUGCCACCUCAAGUUUCUAGCGGUAUUGCUAAUCUUCCUAUGAGACCAGCAGUAUCGACAGGUCCUUCUCAGGUUGGGGGACAAUCCAUGGCUCCUACGUCCAGGUCAAGCUAUACAUGGCAGUCCACACCAACAGCGGCACCAGCAUCCAUCGCCUAUAAUGGGCAGUCUAUCCAGGCGUCAGGAGCACAGUCGAAUUAUGGACUUCCACCCCCUCCUCCCCCUCCUUCAGCGGCAUACACAAGUACUUUAUCUCGGUACCAGUUGCCACAACAAUCUCAAGCAGCUCAACCUGGAGGACAAUUUAAUGUGAUGGCAAUGGAUCGUCCUGAGCUAGGACCCCCUGGUGCACGAGACGCUGGGGUAAAAGGGGGACAAGACAAUACUGCUGUUGUAUCUAGGCCUAACAUGGGACAAUGGAAAAGCAGUGGUGGAAACGGGACCAGUACACACAUGGAUGAUGUCGUACUAGAAAGUGUUAGUCCAGGCUUGCCUGGUCACCAUCGCAUGGAGAAUUUAAGCCCGGGCCCUGGUCCAGGGUUGGUGAUGGAGAGUGUAAGUCCUGCUCUCGUUGCAUAUGCAAGCAAUACUUCGACAGUACCUACGCAAGGAACGGGAGCGUCAACCUUUGGUUCAUCACAGCAGGACAACCCAAAUGUGGCAGGUCUUGAGAGUGUGAGUCCAGCCCCAGAAGAACCACAGAACUGGAGUCCAGGUGGCGGGGGUGACACCAACAAAGAUGAUAAAAGAGGAGACAAGAGGGAUAGGCGGGAUAAAGAUCAUAAAAGUGACAAAGAUCACAAAGUUAAAGGUAUGACCUUUCUUAGAACAGCAGUGGCAGAGCAUGUGAAAGAGACACUGAAGCCGACGUGGCGAGAGGGACAGAUGAGCAAAGAGGCCUUCAAGACGAUUGCCAAGAAAGCUGUUGAUAAGGUUUUGAGCGCUAUUAAGCCACAUCAGGUUCCCACUACUGAGGAGAAGGUGGAGGCUUAUAUGAUGAUUGCCAGACCAAAGAUCUCAAAACUUGUUCAGGGUUACGUGGACAAGUAUGUGAAGACCUGAACCGUGGUGAAGAUGGACCUUGUUCACAUAAUCCUUCUUCAGAGGACGUCCAUGCAAGGGAGGAGUGCCUGCAGUUAGCAUAUCUCAAACCAAGCAGUGUUGGUUCUCGUCUGUGUACAUCAGCUUAAUUCACAUACAUAUUUGAAUCUCAAGUAGAGCAUGCAGACCAGCAUAACCUCCUGGAGUGGAGCUGACAAGCCUCUUGUGAGAGAAUUUUUACAGGCUCCAACGAAAGGUUUUUGAGCUUGGUAGUUUCACAGAUUCUUUGUACCCGUUUUGUCUUCCACGUUGUAGUUUCUGAAGUCGAGAGUUGUAAAAGAUGCGAGUCAAGAAGAGAUCAAUACGAGCUUAAAUGAUUUAGCCACCGUUUCUGAA